Molecule: messenger RNA, 387 nt
Organism: Penicillium lagena
Lineage: Eukaryota; Fungi; Ascomycota; Eurotiomycetes; Eurotiales; Aspergillaceae
Product: Vps55 family protein
Exons: 3
Coding region: 1-387 (128 amino acids)
Biological process (GO): late endosome to vacuole transport via multivesicular body sorting pathway
Cellular component (GO): Vps55/Vps68 complex; endosome
Source: RefSeq, a predicted model, not a curated record
AUGGCGGCUGGACUCAAGACUAUCAUCGCGCUUUCGUUCGUCCUCGCUAUCGGGUUUCUCCUCGUCAUCCUCUCCUCCGCCCUCUGGCACAAGUACUGGCCGCUGCUGGUCGUCGCCAUUUAUGUGAUUGCGCCCCUGCCGAACUGGAUCUGCGCACGAUGCGCAAACCCAGAUGAUUUCAUGGAUAGCUCGAGUAACUCGGCUAUGGACUUUGGGCGGUUCAUGACCGGAUUUCUGGUCUUGACGGGUAUUGCACUCCCCGCCGUCCUGGCGCACAGCGGCGCAAUUGAAAUCCCAGCCAUGAUCAUGUCGAUUCUCGGAGGAUUGCUGAUCUACGGCACCAUUAUCAGCUUUUCGAUGUUUUUCAAGGAAGAGGAGGAAUUCUGA